AUGUCGUUCAUUAUUCUGGGAUUCCUAGUGUUAGCGAUACCGAUAUCAGCUAUUUUGUCAUACAAAAUAGUGGCUUACCAAGUGCAAGAGGGUCUAGAGUUUGCUGCAAAAUACCUGCUGGAUCAUAUUUUCUCUGAUGUGCAAGCAGUUUCUCAUUCGUUACUUCCAAAUGCAGCGGCGUUGAACUUAGCAAGGAUGUUGGGUUCAUCCUUUAAAGAAACAACCCCGCCAGCGUUCUCGAAGAUUAGUACCAUGGUAAAAAUACUUAAACUCAAAUGUCCAUUUUCAGUUUACUACAUUCGGCUACUUCCUACUACUGUGGCUCCCAAACUGCUGCUGGCAUUCAUGAUCCAUAAUGUAUGGCAGAUUUCUUAUUUGCAAUCGAACGGUUUAUUCUUCUCUUAUUACAUGGAUGGAAAUGAAACUGUAUCGUUAUAUUCAAAUGCAACAUGUGUUGAUGACAAAAAAAGGGCCACCAAUACUUCUUCAUACAACUUGUAUAAGCAACCAAUAGAUAAAAACACAGGUGAACCAUAUGGAGAAGUGUCCAUAAUUCCACACUCGGACAUAUGUUUUAAGAAUUCAUUUUGGUUUCGGAAAGCAAUGCAAAGUAAGAAUGGGUAUGCAUUUGUAGGGAAUGUAUUGGGAAGUAACAAUUCAUCGUCAACACAUUCUUUGUUUCAUUCUAUCGCUGCUAUUAAUGGGGAAGGAGUAGUAUCUCUUGGUGUAUCUGUCAAAGCUUUUGUAGAUGCCAUCAAGAAAGUAAAUACUCUGAAUGGUACUUUAUUUUUAGGUACAAAUGAAGGUAAAAUCCUCACACAUAACAACAAUCUUAACGCUAGCAUUGUGAUCAAUGAUGCAAGUGUUUCGAUUGAAGUAACGAAAGAUGGGGAUAAUAUAGGAAAUGAUCAUCGCAGUGGAAUUGCUAUCAUUUCAUGUGAUCCUAGUCGUGACUUAUUGCGAGCCGACGAAAUAGAGAUUGGCAGGGAAAGGUACCAUAUCUAUUUCGAACCCCUUGAUAUAGCUGGCAUUAAAGCGGCAUCAAUCAUGGUUUUCCGUGACAAUGGAUUACUAACGCAAGUUCGUAUGAAUGAUAGUGUAUCAUCUUUGUUAUUGGCGCUUGCGAUCGUAUCUGUGUUCUUGUCGACAACUUUCUUUAUAGUGUUAAUAUCUCGAGGUACAAGAAGGGAGAUGUUUCUUUCAGCUACACUUAUGAAACAAAUGGAAGCAACGCAACAAGCUGAAAGGAGGAGUAUGAACAAAAGUAUUGCUUUUGCAAGUGCCAACCAUGACAUUCGUGGCGCUCUUGCAACAAUUGUUGGUCUCAUUGAGUUUUGUCUUACCGAGGUUUCUCCCAGCUCCAACUUGGAUAACAAUUUGUCACAAAUGAAAAGCGCUUCAUUGGAUCUUCUCGAAUUACUGAAUUCAGUUCUUGAUGCAAGUAGAAUUGAAGCCGGCAAGAUGCAAUUGCACGAAGAAUUUUUCGAUUUAGCUAAAGUCAUAGAGGAAGCAGUUAACUUCAUAUAUCCAAGGGGAUUGGAAAAAGGAAUAGAUGUCGUGCUAGACCAUUGUGAUGGUUCAGUUCUCAAAUCUCCGCUCGUCAAAGGUGAUCGUGGAAAACUCAAACAUGUACUUAAUAACUUGUUAAGUAACGCAGUGAAGUUUACAUCUGAAGGACAUGUCGUCUUACGUGCUUGGGCAAGAAAACCAAAUCCCAACGCCUCGCUGCUUUCACCAAAAUAUAAUGGUAUCUGGAAACGUAUAUCACAUUUAAUUUACAAAACCACAGGACAAGAUUACAACGAGACACUCCAUACACUCGAACAUAAUGAAAAUUCUUUGGAGUUAGUAGUUGAGGUAGACGAUACGGGAGAAGGGAUACCAAAAGAUAAAAGAGAUUCUAUUUUUGAGAACUUUGUCCAAGUUAAGGAAACGGUGCUUGGACAAGGUGGUACCGUGUUAGGCCUUGGAAUUGUGCAAUCACUAGUGCGUCUUAUGGGAGGAGAAAUAAGCAUUCUUGAUAAAGAAAUCAGCGAGAAAGGAACUUGUUUCAGCUUCAACAUUUUUCUUUCCCAAGACGAAAACACGAUGCCUAUGACAAGGCUGUACCAAAGUCCCUGCAACGUAGAAGGUUUAUCAUCAUCACAUGUUAUACUUGUUAUUCAAGAUGAUGAAAGAAGAAACGUUACAAAGAACUUCAUGCGAACACUAGGUGUAAAAGUGUCAGCUAUUAACCAGUGGGAACAUGUUCUUCCUACUCUCCAACAGAUAAAACGCCGGUUUUAUGUUAGUAGUCGAAGCUCUUCUGGAAAAUCUGAGCAAUUAGGUUUAUACACCGAUCAUUUGAGUCGAUCAACAUCGCAUAGUCCUAUUACAACAAUGUAUGAUGGGAGUUUAAGUGGAAAUGAGCAGGCGGAAGCAUCACGUUCCUCAACCCUAUGUAGAAGAAUCAUUUUGGCGAGGAAUGCGACAUUACCUUUCAUUAUGAUAAUAAUUGAUGAUCAUGUGGAACGGAUAUCUGAGGUAUGUUCAGUAGUUGAUAAUUUUCGUAAUAAUCUGCCUAGUGAUAUGUGA
Messenger RNA from Papaver somniferum (opium poppy), 2574 nucleotides. RefSeq names its product histidine kinase CKI1-like. The transcript is spliced from 5 exons. Gene Ontology annotation, cellular component: nucleus. Gene Ontology annotation, biological process: signal transduction; phosphorylation. Lineage: Eukaryota; Viridiplantae; Streptophyta; Magnoliopsida; Ranunculales; Papaveraceae. Gene Ontology annotation, molecular function: phosphorelay sensor kinase activity. The coding region runs from base 1 to 2574 and encodes 857 amino acids. The record is from RefSeq and is a predicted model, not a curated record.